CAGGUUCAACGGAUCUUGCUCUUGUGGCUUAUUAGUAUGUGAAAAAAAAAUUCAAAGUGGAGAAUUAUUCUGUUUUGAUCUUUGGCAACAGAGAUUUACUUCAUCUGUGCACAAGCCACUGGGAAUACCCAUCAAUUUCACUAGGAGAAAUGACACUUCGAAGUCCUCACCAAAAUUUCACUAUGAGUAACAACUGCUCAACUAAUGCCGUGGACAAUUUGACGAAGACGCUGGAUUUGGUGAUCUAUGUGCCCAUCUUGGUUUUUGGACUGCCAUUGAACAUUAUUGCAUUGUUUGUCUUCUGUCAUCUGCUCAGAAAAUGGACAGAGUCCUCCAUUUAUAUGACAAACCUGGCUUUGAUGGACCUACUGUUACUAUUGCAGCUACCCUUCAAAAUACAUGCAACACACCACAUGUGGGCACCCGAUAAAAGGCUUUUCUGCUCUUUCUUAGAAAGCCUAUAUUUUGUGGGUAUGUAUGGUAGCAUCUAUACAAUUGCCUGCAUAGCUUUAGAUCGAUACAUUGCAAUAAAACACCCAUUUCGAGCCAAACAGGUGCGUUCGAGAAAAACAGCCGUGAUUGCUUGUAUUUUAAUAUGGGUGUUUGUUAUGGUAGCAAUUUCACCCAUCUACACCUUUCGAGAAGAUACACCGAAUAAGGUGAAUUUCCGCUGUUUCCAUGGUUUCUCUAAUAAGGGUUGGACUACUGCAAUUAUUGUGUGUUUGGAGUUCUUCGGCUUCCUGUUACCUGCUUUCGUACUGGUACUUUGCUCUGCUCAGAGCGUCCAUACGCUCAAGGCCUCAAAAAGUAGCAAUCCCAAAAGGCAGGCUGGGGUGAGAAUCAUCUAUAGCAGCCUAGCAGCCUUCCUAAUACCCUUCACCCCUUGUCACCUGGCCAUCCUCCUUCAGUAUCUGGUCCGUAAUGACUUUCUUUUAGACUGCAAACAUCAAGAGAACAUUGCUCUGUUCAUACAGGUGUCUAUGAGCCUUGCAAACAUGACCAGCUGCUUGGAUGCACUUUGCUACUAUUUCAUUGCAAAGGAAGUUCGAUCCACCAAGAAGACAGUUAGACUGAGCAUCAGUAGAGCAAGGGCCACCAGUACCUCAGAAGUAUGAGAUGUAAAAUUCUAUUUAUGUCUCUUUUCAUAAUGUGUGCUGACGACUUCCAGUGGAUCUUAACAGCCACAGAAACAUCUUAUUUUUAAUUCAUUUUAAAAACACAACUGAAGGUUCAAUGCAUGUUGCAUGGAAAUCUUUGUAGAAAAUAUUGUUUGUAAUGUCUGUGCCACUCUUGGUGCCAAAUGGAAUUGGAAUUGGUUUGUUUGAGUGGACUGGAAUAACAAUGCUGGUUUAACCAAUUGCGUGAAUUUGGGGGCGGGUCUAUCAGUUUGUCCAAAGUAAUAAUAGAGCGCAACAGUUGGGUUCCAGAUGUAAAAAUCUAAUUUAUAAAUGUUUAAAGACAGACCUACAACGAGGUUGGUAUUUGCUUCUGUUGAAGCCUUAUUUCAACUGCAUUUAAAAAAAAUCUUGUUUAAUAGUGCAAUUUCUCAUGAUGAAUGACACUAGCGAUGAUCCUGAUGGAAAACGAUCUACCAAUUAGAUAAUCACAACCAAAAAAGUGCAGCAAACGAGACCGGCAGCAACCACCCACUCCCAUGACGUACUGUGAAUGACACCACUAAGUAUAUAUAUUUGAAUAUUUAGCAAUAAACUGGAAAUAUAUUGUUUCUAUACUUAUUAUCAACAACUUUGAAUCGAUAGUUUUAUAUUAUUGUAGUUAAUUCCCUCAUGUUAGACUUUAAGUACACAGUCUUGUACCUUUGCCUUUUUGUCUAAUUUCUUUCUUUCUCUUUU
Molecule: messenger RNA, 1853 nt
Organism: Xyrauchen texanus (razorback sucker)
Lineage: Eukaryota; Metazoa; Chordata; Actinopteri; Cypriniformes; Catostomidae
Product: G-protein coupled receptor 55-like
Exons: 3
Coding region: 150-1115 (321 amino acids)
Biological process (GO): positive regulation of Rho protein signal transduction; phospholipase C-activating G protein-coupled receptor signaling pathway
Cellular component (GO): membrane
Molecular function (GO): G protein-coupled receptor activity
Source: RefSeq, a predicted model, not a curated record